AAUGUAUUGGGGUUAUCGUUAUCCCCACAGCUAUUCACAGGUCAUCAGGUAAGAUUCCCGUUCAGAUCGACUUAAUAGGUUUGAACACCCAGGGGCUAUGUGUGCCAACGUGCAUUCUGAUUGUCAUAUAAGUAUUGUCCCUCAUGAAUGGCAUUUGUUUCUUAUGCUUCUCUGCUACGUAACUGGUGGGCGUUUGUCCACAAACAUGAUGUGAUUCACCACGUAGUCUGCUGCAUCUGUCAUUCUCAGUCAUGGAUUCCCAGUCUAAGUAGGCAUAUAAACUGGCACCGUCUGUCGCUCUGGCCCCCCAGCCUUCGAGUUUCACCACUUGCUUGUUGGCACACUCUGUUCGGGAUGCCACUGCUCCUGCUCCCGAAAAAUCACCGAGUGUCUUGGCAGCUGUGUCGACUUCGAAGGCAAUUCUCGGGGCUUCCCCCUACGACCAUUCCAAUAUUAGAGUCUGUCGCAUCCUGCAGAACAUGGAGGCUGAAAGCAUACGACGAGAAGAAAUCGGUGGGUUUUGUUCCGACCAUGGGCGCCUUCCACGAAGGUCAUUUGUCACUUUUGCGGAGGUCUCUUUCCGAGAAUGACCUAACCAUCGUUUCUAUAUUCGUGAAUCCAGGCCAAUUUGCGCCUGGUGAAGAUUUCGAAAAAUACCCUCGCAUGUUGUCACGAGAUCUCGAGCAACUUGCGAGCGGGCAAGUGUCCGUUGGGAAUGUUCUUCGGACAACGUCAGCGGUGUUUCUUCCCGGCGUACAAGAAAUGCACCCGUCUGGCAUCACCAGAGAUGUCGCAUCCCAGAAAGGUACCUUCGUGGAGGUGGAGGGUUGCAGUCACCAAAUGGAAGGCGCGAUUCGACCAACUCUGUACCGUGCAAUUGCUACGAUUGUCACGAAGUUAUUUAACGUAGUACAGCCAACGAAUGUGUAUCUCGGACAGAAAGAUAUCCAACAGGCUCUCAUGAUCCGCCAGUUAUGCCGUGAUUUGUUGUUGGCAGACCCAGAUGCGAAACGUGUGCAUAUCGUCCGGACCGUGAGAGAUCCUAUCGACGGUGUCGCACUUUCGUCGCGGAAUGCGUAUCUCUCGGUUGAUGAACGUUCAUGUGCCGGCACCCUGUACAGAGCACUGCAGGCCGCGGAGACCGCUUGGACUCGUGGAGAGACGAAAGAAAAAUCUAUAUCCGCAGCUGCAGCUGUCGUGGAACAAGGUAAAACAAAGGCAGCAUCGAAAGGUGUUGAGAUGAAGCUGGAAUACGUCGAAAUGAAUGACGCGGGUUCUUUCGAAGUGUUGGACGGGAAGUUGCAUAAGGGAUCUAGAUCGUUGGGUGGUACUAACCCCAUCCUUCUUACUGGGAUGUUGUGGGUAGGCAAGACACGACUUGUCGAUAACAUCGUCAUUGGGGACUCUGGUACCAUCGUCAGUUGAUUGAUAUAGAUGCACAGUGGGUAAUAACCCCUGACUGCAUAUUUAUGUGGCUGUACAGCGAGGGGCCGCUUGUCCAGAUUUCCCCGGUGACUUGAUACAUACGCUGAAAACUCGUCCAACAUGCAAUCAUCCAGAGUGAUGAUAAGCAGCGGUGAGCUGCGAUCCUCACAACUGGACAAUUUGGCAGUGUCACGUCCCUUCGUUCAGCAGAUCGACGUUGUGUUUCCAUCGUCUGAGCAUUUCGAAAAGGAAUUCUCUUCAUUAGUAACAUCGUAUGACAGAGCCCAGUUUACUCUCUCAGAGCUUUUCAACCAAGCUG
Pisolithus orientalis is the source of this 1744-nucleotide messenger RNA. Its product is annotated as Pantoate-beta-alanine ligase-domain-containing protein. Gene Ontology annotation, biological process: pantothenate biosynthetic process. Lineage: Eukaryota; Fungi; Basidiomycota; Agaricomycetes; Boletales; Pisolithaceae. Gene Ontology annotation, molecular function: pantoate-beta-alanine ligase activity. The coding region runs from base 148 to 1425 and encodes 425 amino acids. The record is from RefSeq and is a predicted model, not a curated record. The transcript has 4 exons.